GAGCUGCCCAGUCUUUACUCAAUAAACUUAUCAGAAACAACCUUGUUGAUAACACAAACCAAGUGGAAGUCCUGCAACGAGAUCCAAACUCCCCCCUCUACUCAGUGAAGUCCUUUGAGGAGCUUCGGUUGAAACCACAACUUCUCCAGGGAGUUUAUGCCAUGGGCUUCAACCGUCCAUCCAAGAUACAAGAAAAUGCAUUGCCUUUGAUGCUUGCUGAGCCCCCACAGAACUUAAUUGCCCAGUCUCAGUCUGGUACUGGUAAAACAGCUGCCUUUGUGUUGGCCAUGCUCAGCCAUGUAGAACCUGCAAACAGAUACCCCCAGUGUCUGUGCCUCUCCCCAACGUAUGAACUUGCCCUUCAAACAGGAAAAGUGAUUGAGCAGAUGGGCAAAUUUUACCCAGAGCUGAAGCUAGCUUAUGCUGUUCGAGGCAAUAAAUUGGAAAGAGGUCAGAAGAUCAGUGAGCACAUUGUCAUUGGCACCCCUGGGACUGUCUUAGACUGGUGCUCCAAGCUCAAGUUCAUUGACCCCAAGAAGAUCAAGGUGUUUGUUCUGGAUGAGGCUGAUGUGAUGAUAGCUACUCAGGGCCACCAAGAUCAGAGCAUCCGCAUCCAAAGGAUGCUGCCCAGGAACUGCCAGAUGCUGCUCUUCUCUGCCACCUUUGAAGACUCUGUAUGGAACUUUGCCCAGAAAGUGGUCCCAGACCCAAACAUUAUCAAACUGAAGCGUGAGGAGGAGACAUUGGACACCAUCAAACAGUAUUAUGUCCUGUGCAAUAACAGAGACGAGAAGUUCCAGGCCUUGUGUAACCUCUACGGGGCCAUCACCAUUGCUCAGGCCAUGAUCUUCUGCCAUACCCGCAAAACAGCCAGUUGGCUGGCAGCAGAGCUCUCAAAAGAAGGCCACCAGGUGGCUCUGCUAAGUGGUGAGAUGAUGGUGGAGCAGAGGGCUGCGGUGAUUGAGCGCUUCCGAGAAGGCAAAGAGAAGGUUCUGGUGACCACCAACGUGUGUGCCCGUGGUAUUGACGUUGAACAGGUGUCUGUUGUCAUCAACUUUGACCUUCCUGUGGACAAGGAUGGGAACCCAGACAAUGAGACUUACCUGCACCGGAUCGGGCGCACUGGCCGCUUUGGCAAGAGGGGCCUGGCAGUGAACAUGGUGGACAGCAAGCACAGCAUGAACAUCCUCAACAGAAUCCAGGAGCAUUUUAAUAAGAAAAUAGAAAGAUUGGACACUGAUGAUUUGGAUGAGAUUGAGAAAAUAGCCAACUGAGAAGCUCCACCAGGCCCUGCUGCCCACCCGUGGCUCCCCCUAAGAGGGAGACUAGUGCUUUCAAGUACAGGCCUCAACAGUCGCCACAAAGAUGAAGGCACGAUUAGAGAGAAACUACCUACCUCAUUUUAAAUUACGUUUGGACUUGAUAAAAAUUGUGCAAAUGAUGGGGGAAGGUAGAUAAAAUUAUUUACACAACUUUUGGAAGAUUAGGCGUGAAUACACAGAAAUUUACCUUUUGGAAA
Molecule: messenger RNA, 1519 nt
Organism: Pipistrellus kuhlii (Kuhl's pipistrelle)
Lineage: Eukaryota; Metazoa; Chordata; Mammalia; Chiroptera; Vespertilionidae
Product: ATP-dependent RNA helicase DDX19B-like
Exons: 9
Coding region: 162-1274 (370 amino acids)
Biological process (GO): poly(A)+ mRNA export from nucleus
Cellular component (GO): cytoplasmic stress granule; nucleus
Molecular function (GO): RNA helicase activity; RNA binding; ATP binding
Source: RefSeq, a predicted model, not a curated record